UGCUUUUCUACUUUUAUUGGAGCGCUCUUUGCCUUGUUCACCUAUUUACACCCAUUCAUACAAGCAUUUUUUGUACACUUUAAGUAUCUUUUUAUAUCAGCAUUAUCAAAGUGGACUUUCAUAGCACAGUUCCAGAAUUAUUUCCCUAAUAUUUAUUGUGUAUUUAUGUCUUUAAAUUGGCAUAAAUGGCAUUCCAUAUAAUGAAACCAAUAUGUUGUAUUUUUAUUAUUGAGUGCGCUACCAAUAACGUGCUUGUUAUAGAACAUAUCACAUAAUAAUAUCAACACAAAAACUUAUUGAUAUUUAGUCACAGUAUGGGCACAUCGAUGCACGUCUUAGCCAAAAAGAUGAAAAAUCCGAGGUCACAGAGAGUCCCUGAAAGCAGCUCGAUCGUCUAUUCUCCACCCUAAAGGAAGCCGUGCGACAUCCAUCAGACUCGCAGGACUCUCAGAGGUACUCUCGAGCUGUCCCCAGCCUGUAGCUCCAACAAACAGCCCGCUGGGACAUCACGCUGCGCUCCGGGCAGGCUGCUGAUCUCUGCCCGGAUUUACCCCUCGAACAGGACUGUGGGAGCGAUGCGACGUCUCGGAGGAGGAGGAGGAGACGAACUGGCCAGGCAGAAGCAGACACCUGAGAGGAGGAUCUGAGUUUGUUUCUGUAACGUCAAAGAAAGGUUUAUUGCGGUCAUCACUAUGACUGAUGGGGAUUAUGACUUCCUUAUAAAGCUCCUUGCCCUGGGGGACUCCGGCGUGGGGAAGACCACGUUCCUGUACAGAUAUACAGACAACAAGUUCAACCCCAAGUUCAUCACCACAGUCGGCAUCGACUUCAGGGAAAAGAGAGUGGUCUACACAGCGUCUAACCCCAAUGGGACGACCACGGGUAAAACCUUCAAGGUUCACCUUCAGCUCUGGGACACAGCUGGACAGGAAAGGUUCCGCAGCUUGACCACGGCCUUCUUCAGGGAUGCUAUGGGGUUCCUGCUGAUGUUCGAUCUCACCAGCCAGCAGAGCUUUCUCAACGUCAGAAACUGGAUGAGCCAGCUACAGGCGAAUGCUUACUGUGAGAACCCAGAUAUUGUUUUGGUAGGGAACAAGGCGGAUCUGGCCGACCAGCGGGAGGUUCAGGAGAGACAGGCCAAGGAGCUGGCCGAAAAAUACGGGAUCCCGUACUUUGAGACGAGUGCAGCGACAGGAGCAGAUGUGGACAAGGCGGUUCUAACGCUGUUGGACCUGGUCAUGAAGAGGAUGGAGCAGUGCGUCGACAAACCCCCUGCCGAGCCUGCCAAUGGGAACGGGGCCACAAAGCUUGGUGAUGCACAGCCGAAUGCUAAGAAAUGUGCAUGUUAGAUGAAGAGGCGAUACAGGACAACAACCAGUCAGUGCUGCUCUGUCGUCUGUCCUUCUUCUCACCACAUUCCUUCCUCUGUUUACUUUAUCCUUGUCAUUUUUGAUAGCAUGUCUCUUCAUUGUUUCAUCACCCCUGUGCUCUUUAAAGCUAACAUUUAGCCAUGUUCUCCUAUUUUGGUUCUUUUCCUCCCUUUAUGCUUACUUGUCCUCCCUAAUGUCAUUCUGACAAUGAAAGAACUCUAUCCCCCUCUAAUGGACUCUUACGGUAAUACAGUCUCUGUUGGUCUGCCUUUAGAAGGAAAUUAAAACAGGAGGGGACAGUUUCAUCACUGUCAGACGCAUAAUGUGCCUAGUUAAAAACAUGCACCCUGGGAAUAGGCUCUGCACGCUCCCAAUUUAACUGCUCGCAAGUGCUUUGAAUGAUUUAACAGACCUAAACAAUCAAAAAGACGCAUUUAAAAGUUUAAUUUGGACUCUUUAUAUGUUGAUCUAUCUAUUUAUGGCCGCAAAAUGAGGGGGACUUAACUUUGUUUUUAAUCAGUAUUGGUCCUCUCCUAAAGUGUUUGCUCCUGGAUCACAGUGAGAAAUUGUGUGACUGAUAUGGUUUAAUUCCUCUGUUAUUUAUAAUUGUUUUUUUCUCCCCGUUUCACAAAGUGUCCUAUGCUGUACCCAUAUGAGCCACAUUUAGUAACUUUUUGAUUUUUACAUUUUUUUGUCAGGUUUAGACAUGGCAGACAUUUGCUAAAAAAUGCAAAAUGCUUUUUCUUUUUGUUAAUAAAAUAAAAAAUUUAUAGUGCAGCAUAACAUAAAAUAAAAUCACCCACUGCUGGCUUCUUUUGUUUCUUUCUCUAGGUAACAUCUGAUAGUACCCUCUCAUGCAGUAUGGUAUCAGAAACAUGUACUUUUUUCCAUUGUCACUAAUUUUGUUUACAGGUAGUAUUGUCUUAUAUAGAUUAUAGAAAGUUGCACACUUAAUAAAGGGUAUAGCAUUUGACCUCAA
This is a messenger RNA of Maylandia zebra (zebra mbuna), 2349 nucleotides long. RefSeq names its product RAB27B, member RAS oncogene family (gene rab27b). Lineage: Eukaryota; Metazoa; Chordata; Actinopteri; Cichliformes; Cichlidae. The record is from RefSeq and is a predicted model, not a curated record. Gene Ontology annotation, molecular function: GTPase activity; GTP binding.